AUGCUGGUCGCUAUGCCCGGAGUCGCCAAAACCGCUCCAGACCUUCGUGGCCGCUUUGCUGUCGUGACCGGGGCGGGCAGAGGCAUCGGAAAAGGAGUGGCAGUUGGACUGGGAGAACUGGGUGCCAUGGUUUUCGUUACCGGCCGGAAGAGGCCGGCGCUGGAGGCCACCUGCGAACUCGUGCGGCGAGCCGGUGGUGCAGGUGUGCCGGUGCUUUGUGACCAUAGUGACGAUGCCCAGGUCGCAAGAGCUUUCGAGGAGAUCGGAAAGGCUACUGGGGGUCGAUUGGACAUCUUGGUGAACAACGCCUUCCAGGAGCCAGGAUCGUCCCCCGAGGUGGAGAAGAAGCUUUCAGAAGCCGCAAAAUUCUACGAGCUCCCUAUCUCUGUCUGGGACGACAUGCAUCGCGUGGGGCUGCGCUCGCACUACGUGGCCUCCUACUACGCUGCCCCGCUGCUGCUGGCUGCUGCAGCCGCGGAGCCCACAAGGCGACCCCUGCUUUGCGCCACCUCCUCUUUCGGCGCAGUGGUGCCCCUCUUCACGCCGGCUUAUGGCGCAGGAAAGGAGGCAAGCGACAGGCCAUGA
Symbiodinium sp. CCMP2456 is the source of this 585-nucleotide messenger RNA. NCBI's taxonomy places the organism in Eukaryota, Dinophyceae, Suessiales, Symbiodiniaceae. The record is from the annotation of a GenBank genome assembly.